GGCUCGAUCCCUCCCUGUGUGCUUUGUACAGUACAUACAUACAUCAGAGCACAUCUAGAUACGUCGCGAUAUUAAUAUUUUACCUCUCACCUUCCACUCGUUAAAUCAACCGGCGGGCCGCUGUCUCUGUUCCUAUACACUUGUGAUUAGAAAUCUUCUUAUAGAGGGGAGCUUUCGAGAGAUUUUGCCUCCUUGACCGUCAGUGUGGGAGUUGCUGUCUCGCUGCAAGAGUCUUAAAUAGAGAUCAAUCACCGUUUCCCGCUCGUUACCCCUUCCCAACCGUCUCCCUUUUUUCUUUUUUUCCUCUUUUCCCUUUUUUUUUCCUUUUAUAUGACACUUGAAGUAUCAGCUUCGAUUUGUCACUACCGCAGCCGAUAAAUCGUCUCGCCGCUUCAAAUAUGGGCGACGAAUCACCGCGCCCUUCAAAAAUACCCUACUGGCGCCAGGUCAUCGAACCCGGCGCCGUCACCCAAGAGGUCAUCGACUACCCCUACAAGGGGUCCGGCACCGAAGAUGAUCCCUUCGUCGUCGAAUGGAUUCCUAAUGACCCCCGAAACCCUCUCCAAUUCUCCACCGUCAAGAAAUGGUCCAUCACCAUGCUCGUCGCCAUGGCGACCCUCGCCGUUGCCCUCAUCUCCUCCGCGUACACCGGCGGUGGAAACCAGAUCAUGGCGGAGUUCAACGUCAGCAGUGAGGUCAUGAUUCUGGGUGUCUCCCUCUUCGUUCUCGGCUUCGCUAUCGGUCCACUGAUCUGGGCGCCCAUGAGUGAAUUGUACGGACGGCAGCUCCUUUUCUGCGGAACAUACAUGGCCCUGACCGCCUUCAACGCCGGCGCCGCCGGAAGUCAAAAUAUCUGGACCCUGAUCAUCCUUCGAUUCUUCGCCGGCUCGUUCGGCUCGUCGCCGCUGACAAACGCCGGCGGAAUCAUCGCCGAUAUGUUCUCCGCUUCUCACCGUGGCCUGGCCAUGGGCAUGUUCUCCAUCGCACCGUUCUUGGGUCCCGUUCUCGGCCCAAUCAUCGGUGGUUUCCUCGGGAUGAACGCAGGUUGGAGAUGGGUCGAGGGCUUUCUGGCCAUCUUCUCCGGCGUGCUCUGGAUAAUUGGCACCUUGCUGGUCCCAGAGACAUAUGCUCCCGUGCUUCUUCGCAAGAGAGCAAACACCCUCUCAAAGCUUUCUGGAAAGGUAUAUCGCAGCCGCAUAGAUAUCGACCAGGGCCGGGUCACUGUCAGCGAAGCCUUCGCUACCGCCCUCAGUCGCCCCUGGAUCCUUCUCUUCCGCGAGCCGAUCGUCUUCCUGCUUUCCCUGUAUCUCGCCAUCGUGUACGGCACCUUGUACAUGUUGUUCGGGGCCUUCCCAUUCGUGUACCAGCUGAUCCGCGGCUGGAAUGAGGGCAUCGGAGGCCUUGCGUUCUUGGGCGUGCUCGUCGGGAUGCUUAUCGCUGCCGCCCUGAACAUCAUCGACAACAACAGGCGCUACAUUCCACUCGCAAAGAAACACCAUGGCUUCGCACCGCCUGAGGCCCGCUUGCCUCCGUCCAUGAUCGGCGGCAUUGCCAUUCCCAUCGGUCUUUUCUGGUUCGCAUGGACCAACUAUCCCUCCAUCCACUGGCUCGCGUCCAUCGCCGCCGGCGUUCCCUUUGGUUUCGGCAUGGUCCUCGUCUUCCUAGGCGUGAUGAACUAUCUUAUCGACUCGUACACCAUCUAUGCAGCCUCAGCUCUUGCCGCAAACUCGGUUCUGAGAUCGCUCUUCGGCGCUGCUUUCCCGCUGUUCACACGAUACAUGUAUGAAGACCUUGGGAUUCACUGGGCAUCCAGUAUCCCUGCGUUCCUGGCACUUGCAUGCGUUCCGUUCCCAUUCCUUUUCUUCAAGUACGGCGCGACGAUUCGAAAGAAGUGUAAAUUCGCUGCCGACGCCGAAGCGUUCAUGCGCCGCCUGCAGGAAUCGAGUCUCCAGCAAAGGGAAGAAGCUCUCAAGAAGGCGGAGGAGGAGGAGGAGAAGGAAGAAGAGGAGGAGGAAGCAUCGCGCGAAUUUGCGCUCAAAGAAGACGAGAAAGCUGGCCAGCCCGGAUCCGCCGACGAAGAUGCAGGACAACGGGACUAUGUUCUCGAACCGAUUCGGUCUAUUAGCAGACAGCAAACACACAGAACCCACAGGACACACAGAACCGGCUCUAUAGCGUCGAGGCUGUCUGAGACGUUCAGUGAAUACGAGGGUAACCCGUUCGACAUCGACCGGGUGAACACUCGGACGUCGGUCACAUCGGCACGAAGAACGUCGAUGUCGGGGAAGUGAAGGACGCGAAGGGCAGAAAAUAAAUGUAAUAUUGCUAUAUAUAUAUAUAUAUAUAUAUAUAUAUAUGUAUAUAAUUAAACACCGGACAAUGGACACGGGUUAUUUUUCACAAUCUGUUUAAAUUCCCCUUGAGAUGUUAGUUAGUUACCUCUUGGCUGGCGUGCUUUUUUGAUACCUUCUUUGUAAUUUUAGCUAUUCUCUCAAAACUUCUUUCUCUCUUUUUUUUUUUUUUUUUUUUUUUUUUUUUUUCUCCCCUCAAUUUUAAUUUUUCUUAACUUUGAACUGAGAUGAGCGUUGAACAUAUUGGUUGAUGAACUGCAAUGCUAAGUGGUCACUGAUCCAUUCCAUAUGGCCGUUGAACAUGAGAAGGUUGAAAGUUGGCUCGAGGUUGCGUUUCCUCAUUUCGAGAAUAUUGGCGGUCAAAGCUUUUCCCACAGCUCUUCACUUGUUGCACAGACUAACUCACUACAAGUUAACUAAAAACUGCGAAACUAAGUUAACGAAUUACACAGCUAGAAGAUCAACUUUCCGCUGGCCCGUUCCCUUUUGCACCGAUCUCCAUACCGAGGAAACGGAUUGAUUUCCAGAUCUUCCUGUCGGCAUCUCCAUCCUUUGUCCGGGGUAACUAACUAGUUAGUUAAUUAUGAGCUUAUCAACUUUCGCUGCCCGACAGCAUCCUCCUCAACAACCGCGGCUCGAAUAGUGUCUAUGGGAUCGACUGGAUAGUCGGAAGUUCAAGCUGCGCGUAACUAACUAAUGGAAACUCUUUUACGUGACUGUCAGGAGAAAGGAAAUGUUUCCCAUGGAGCAUUUUGGAUGCCCUGCAGCCUUAUGGAUCACUGCGUUCCCGUGUCUUCAAUUAAUCAGUCACGGUCUUCCUGCGUCGAGACGACAAACCAGAUUUGACGCGGAUCCACUGGGCUAAUUUGUGUACUGUCUCUGCAAGUGAUUACCAGGUGUGAUGUUUUCAAAUAUCUGCAUGGAUGUGAGUGA
Molecule: messenger RNA, 3284 nt
Organism: Coccidioides posadasii C735 delta SOWgp
Lineage: Eukaryota; Fungi; Ascomycota; Eurotiomycetes; Onygenales; Onygenaceae
Product: MFS siderochrome iron transporter 1
Biological process (GO): transmembrane transport
Cellular component (GO): plasma membrane
Molecular function (GO): transmembrane transporter activity
Source: RefSeq, a predicted model, not a curated record